Messenger RNA from Neocloeon triangulifer, 11625 nucleotides. RefSeq names its product dmX-like protein 2 (gene Rbcn-3A). The coding region runs from base 157 to 10155 and encodes 3332 amino acids. Gene Ontology annotation, cellular component: RAVE complex. The transcript is spliced from 43 exons. NCBI's taxonomy places the organism in Eukaryota, Metazoa, Arthropoda, Insecta, Ephemeroptera, Baetidae. Gene Ontology annotation, molecular function: protein binding. The record is from RefSeq and is a predicted model, not a curated record. Gene Ontology annotation, biological process: vacuolar acidification.
CCGCUGAUUUCAUCCGCCAGAGGUCACGUCGUUCGACCCCUAAUACUCAGCUGACCCGUUCAAUAAGUUUGAGAAAACAGUGGUAAUGUCUGGACGGUUGUCCUUUCCAAGCUGGACAAAGCCACGAUCGGCGCCUGAACAGUGCUAGUCGGCGCCAUGAACCGUCACCAGGUGCUCAGCGGCGCCUGCAACGCCGGCGACCACUGCUUCGCCGUCGGCUCCGUCGAAGGGGUCCCUUUUACGGCCUAUGCCGCUGGGUGCAAUAUUGUGAUUUUGGCCAGCACAUUCGAACGUGUGCAAAUCAUCCCCGGUGCGAAUUACAAUUAUAUACGGAUCAGCUGCAUUGAUUGCUCGACGGACACGGGCAAAAUCGCAGCCGCCUAUGACAACCAAGUCAUCAUUUUUGAGCCAACCCCUCUGCUGCAGAACACCUUUUCCCACCAACUGGACUAUCGAUGGGUUCAGACGGCCACCCUGCAAGCGGACUCGGCCAUCAGUUCCUUGUCUUGGAACAUGGAAGGCACCAGACUGCUCACCGGAGGAGAAGUUCUGCAACUGUGGCACUUUUACCCUCCUCUCUCGGAAGAUGAUAACAAAGUCACGUUUGAGAUUGGAGAGGAAGUGAGCGAAAACUCACCUCCUCAGGCCCACAAUUUCUCUGGGGAGCAGCCAGUCCCCAGCUGGGAAUGUGUAUGGAAACAGAAAACAGCCACCCCGACAGUGCACAUGGCCUUCUCGGCUGAUGGCACUUUGUUUGCCACUGCCGGCAAGUCUGACAGACUGGUUAAAAUUUGGUUCGAACAAAAACCUUUGCUGUUUCCUUCUAAAAGCUCUGAUGGACCUCCAGCGCACUCUAUUAAUGAAUUCACCUACGGAUUUGUCUACAUUGCUCACCCGAGAGCUGUGACCCAGCUUUCGUGGAGGAAAACCAGCAAAUAUAUGCCAAAGGGCUCUGUAGCCAACAUGUUGAUAACUUCAUGUCGAGACAAUAUUUGCCGAAUUUGGGUGGAAACAGUAUUACCUGACGACGGUCUCGUCAACAUGAGCCAGUUUGAUCCGCUCGCGGCUCAAAAUCCAAAGUUCCGCACCCACAGGCACAAGCACCGCUUCAUGCAAAGGCUGAAACAUAUGAAGACGUGUUUCCAUAUUCGUCGAAACGCUAAAAGCCACAGCUCAUCCCCAAGCAUGUCUGGUCCAAUUCCAACUUUGCCUUCAACCUUCAGUGUGCAUGAUUUCCACAAUUACGGAUUCCAAGGAACAGGACUCACAACUGGACUGCAUUUCCACUUGGCCGCAAGCAUUAAUGCUGAAACUGAUAUUCCACUUGUUCCGAGUUUGAUUACUGCUGAUCCAGACCAGGAACCAAACUUCAUUUUGCACUGGCUGAAUAACAAAGAAAUGCACUUCACUCUACAAGCAGAAAAUUUGCUUCAUGAGCUCACAAAGAAAGCCGAGAAAGAGGAAGCAUAUGAUCAACAAGAUAAUGCUGGGUUUGUUGAUGACGAAAAUGCUAUCUCAGCUUCUUCUAAGCCAAAAGGAAAGUUAAUUAAAGGAACGUCACAAGACGAAAGCAACAGUGAUGAAAUAAGUCAAGGCCAUCCCCAUGCUAGUGCUCACUCAGGAGGGAUUGCCAGCCAUACAAUGAGUAAUGCCACAUCACUGAAUUCCUUGGCUACGGAAACUGCAGCUCCUGGGGCUCUUCCUGCUGGGGACCCACUUGAUAUGAGGAUUGAAAGUUUGCUUAAAGACUGGCACCACGGGCCUGAUCUACUUUUCUCCAUCCACCCCAUUGAUGGAAGCUUCCUGAUUUGGGUUGUCGAAUGGCUGGAUGAGUAUCAUGCUGGAUCUUUCCGUCAAGCCCAGGUGUCCUUCUCAACUCGCAUUCCAAAUGCAUUCCCAUUGGGCGAUGCUAUGACCAUGUCGACAAACAUCAGUCUUUUCAACACCUGCCAGUCUUUGGCGCUACGAAACUUGAUGAAGCCACCUCCUCCGAGAACUAUUCCCACUUCAGCUGCUGGAAUAAUUUCCUCGGAAGGACUUAACACUGUAGAGGAGCAGCCAGAGGGCAAUGAUGAUGAUCAAGAAGAAAAUGAAGAAAAACCAACAGCUUCGACUGAAAACUUGCAAGAGCAGCAGAACAACCAGGAUCCAGAUUUGGACACCAGUUUCUCAGAUUUUCUCAAUUCCACUCCGUCGCCUGUCAUUUCAAUGGUGUCAAAACACAAGAACGGCACUCUCAACCUCUGGCAACUCACAUUCUCUGACAAGUCAAAGUUCAGUCAGGUUUUGAGUAUUAGUCACAACUCGAGGGCAUCAGGCCACCGUUUCAGAGUGAAUGACAUCACCUGCCACCCUGUUCUGCCUCUUUUACUUACCACUUCACAUCACAACAUCCCAGAAGUUACAACUCCGAACAGCAAUGGCUAUGAUUCGCCUCAAGAUAAUCAAAUCCAGGAUGUUUCUGUUCUGAGUGGCUUCUGCAGUGAGCUGAUUUUGUGGCGAGUUGAUGCAGUGGGGCCUUUGUCAAAGUCAGGAGGAGUUUCAGAACUUGCCAGGAUAAACUCGCCUGAAAUUUCUGCUUUUUCUAACGUUGCUUGGAUUCCUACUCUUUUGCCAAGCACCACCUUGGGAAAUUUGUCCAACUCUCCAAGCGCUUGCUUUGUUGCCUCAGAUGGCCAAAGUUUGCGAGUCUACCAAGCUGUUAUUGACGCCAGAACCUUACUGGCUGAAAUCAAUAGUUCAGAACGGAGGAGCAGAAUGAUGGAUUCCAUGAUCAGUAUUUCAGAGGAGAGUUCAAUGGACGACGGAGGCAAACAUACAUCCCUUCACAAUAAAAUCAAAAUUGUUUCUCAGCAGUCAACUGCUCGGCCUGGAUGUGUCAUUCAGCUUGAUCCCAUUUCAGAUGCAACACAUGAUUGGCAAAACACUCAGUUUUUGCAUGUGUUCCAAGAGCAACUCAUUGUGGGCCAGAAAACUGACCCAGUGGAUGGUAUUUUGGGUCCAGAUUUAGGUCUUAUGGAAACCCAAUUGGGAGCCAUGGUUGAUUUGCAGCAAUCUGCCGUCUUUGAAGAGCCGUUCUACAUUGUGGUGAUGGAGAAGAGCGCCAAACACACGUUGAUGCACAUGUGGCGGCUCGUAAUUGCCUCUCAGCCAGACAAUCCUGAAUUCUGCGGAAGCAUGAUGUAUGUUCCUGACAGUCAGCUGACUCAGGAUGAUGGAGAGGAGGACUUGGAUCACCACGUUGGUGCAAGUCACGCCAAUCAUGAACCAAGCAGGACUUCUGAUCAACAACCAGAACAGCCUCCGACACAAACAUCUCAUGUCAUCAUUUCAACAACAAAAGUCUGCACACAAAUUCUACCAUUGCCUGAAGAUGUCGAGGUUAUCCAUGCUGCUCCAGCUGCUGGCCACCUGAGCUCAGCUUCGAUUUACCCUGCUUGCUUUGCACCAUACACAAUCGUCACAGCCUGCUCCGACAAUGCUGUGAGAUUCUGGAACUGUAAGGUGACAAACAAAAAGGAUAAUACAAAAGACUAUGAGUGGUGUGAGUGGGAGAUGAGACGAAAGGACAAAGAAUCUACCGUGGAAAUUGCUGGUAAACCAUUGAAUAUCAGUGUGGCAUACAGCGGUCGCAUUGCUUGCGCCUACAAGUACGGAAAGUCCUUUGCAAGACCAUCUCGAAAGGAUCCAAAUGCUCGUUUUGUCAACAUGUGCAUUGCCAUUUAUGAGUGUGAAAGCACAGGUGGUUCAGAGUGGGUUCUAGAAGAUACAAUUCACCUGAAGAAUAUCUAUGUGCCAUACCUGUCUGAGCCAGACUUGGACUCAAGUUUGCAUAGCGCGCUGUUCAAAAAGAGGUCGCCAAAGACGAUGUUCGACGACACCCUUGGAAAACCUAGUGAAUCUGCCAUACCUUCUGUACCGAGCUUCAGCACUUUGCACACACUCCGAAAGUCCAUUUCCGAGAAGGGCAAUGUCUGUCCCCUGACGCAGAAGCACCUUGUCCAGCUUGAUUGGGUCUCAAAUGAGGAUGGCUCACACAUUUUAACUGUUGCCGUUGGUAGCACUGUGAUGCUCUUCACCCCAGUUUCGAGUGACUUGGCUCAAGCUAACAUGAAAGCCAUGAAAGAGUCGCAAUCGACAAAUAGGCCAAUUCUGCGGAAGGCCUCCUCUUUGGCUGCUCCUAACUUUGUAGACGAAAUCAGGUGGAUGAAGCUGAGGAAAAUUGAGCUUCACACUGCUGAUGGCCUUCCUGCCCUGCCGAUGCAAAUUUCUUGGGUGCGAGAUGGCAUUCUCGUCAUUGGCAUGGACAGUGAAAUGCAUGUUUACUCUCAGUGGAAGCCUUCUUUUUCCAUCACAACAGACAACCAGCUUCAACAUCAAGAAUCGGAGGAAGUCCAUGACUCUCGAAAGCUUAAGGAUGAGCAGCUUCUUAGUUUGGCACAGGAAAGUUCUCAAAGGCAGUUAGCAAACGUCCGGUCAAUGACUCAUUUGACACGCGUCAGCUCAAUCUUAGGAACAGUAGCCGAUAAGAAGAAACGAGCAGGUCAGGCUGAGCCAUUAAGCAUGGACUACAUGCCCGACUACGGUCUUUUCGAGGCGAGUCGCAUUGCAUGUCCAGUGUUACCACAGUACCAUCCUAAGCAGCUUAUGGAGCUUCUCAACUCUGGCAAAAUUCGCUGGGUCAAGGCAAUCUUGGCCCACCUGGUCAGGUGCAUCUCCAACACAUGCUCGAACCGCCAGGGCUCUGUCAUGCAUGCGAGCAGCACAGAUGAGGAAAGCAUCUGCAAGCAAAAAGGCUGGUCACGGUCAAGAGCUCUCUCUGUGAGCUACGCACCAGGAGGGACAACAAGUCCUUUGGAACCUAGAGGCUCAACGACUGCCAUUCCAGAGGAGCUGAUGCUGGAUUAUGCAGAAAUCACAUCCAUUCCACCGUUGCCUCUGUGGACUUUACUAGCUGCUGACAAAGAAACUCCAAGUACUGGAAAACACACAACUGAAGACAGCCAGAACUACAAUGAUUUAUUUGAUGCCAAUUUGAGUAUGGUGGACGAGUCUCUGGAAGAUAUCCUAGAGGUUGAGCCCAAUUCCCCUCACAGGCCUGACCGCCGCAUGUCAGUAUCUGGAGAGCGACAGGGACUUUCGCAUUUUGGCCCUCGACAAGGACGUCUCCUCUCCCGCCUUCUCACGCACACCCACUUGCCAGGCCUCUCCAGCCUUGAUCAGAUGCACUUGCUGGCUCUUGCUGAUACAGUGUCCACUUGCAACACAGACUUUGCAGAGAGAUUUGCCAUUGACGCUGCCAAGACCGCCAUCGCCAAGGAAAACCUAACUGGAAUUCCUGGAGAGGAACCCUCGACAGAUUCAUUGGAUGACUGCGGGCUGAGAUUUUUGAUGGCCAUGAAACACUUUUCUUACCUGCUGAAGUGCCUGGCACUUAACCAGAGAGCCCAGUUCCAAAAGCAGGGAGUUGGAAUGAACAACAUUGUGUGGGCGUUCCAUUCUGAGAGUGAAGAGGAGUUGCUCACCCUGAUCCCAUCCUACUCAAAAGGCACCCUCAGAUGGAACACUUUGAAAGAGCUGGGAGCCGGCUGGUGGAUGAGAAAUUACACUCUUUUGAGGACUUGCGUUGAAAAGCUUGCGAAAGCCGCUUACCAAUUGAAGGAGGACCCACUUGACGCAGCUUUAUUCUAUCUAGCUAUGAAGAAGAAGAGUUUGGUCUGGGCCCUGUUCAGAUCAAAGAGAGACGAGAAGAUGGCAACUUUCUUCUCAAAUAACUUUUCUGAAGACCGCUGGAGGAAAGCUGCCCUUAAAAAUGCUUUUGCAUUGCUUGGAAAGCAGAGAUUUGAACAUGCGGCUGCGUUUUUCCUACUGGCUGGUGCCAUCAAAGAUGCUAUUGACGUUUGUCUCAGUAAACUGGAAGACUUCCAGCUUGCCAUGGUAAUUGCCCGUCUGUACGAGGGAGAGUUGGAUCAAACUCCCCCCAGUUUGAAAAAACUUCUCUAUGAAGAGAUUUUGGGCUGCAAUGCUGAGGGGGAGGAUUACAACCCAUCAAGAGCUCACCCAGAUCCAUUCCUUAGAUCGAUGGCACUUUGGAUUUUGAAGGAUUAUACAGGCAGUUUGAACACGUUGCUGCACACAAACAUUGGCAGUAUGCACCCUCAGUACAUUGACGAAGACAAGCCUGACAGUGCCCACGCCAAUCCCAACGUGUUCAAUUUCUAUGUCUACUUGCGAACGCAUCCUCUGCUCAUCAGGCAAUACAUUGCGUCAUCAGCCCAAGACAAAAAUAAAGGACAUUCAGUUGUUAUAUCCGGCUUCAGCUACGGUGGCUCCGACUCUAAAUCAGGCAAACAGGACAAGCAGUUGCUUUUGGAAGAUUCGAUUACUCCUCUGGAAAGGCAACUUUACUUCACAACUGCCCAUGCUCACUUCAAGGCAGGAUGUCCUGCCCUGGCUCUUGAGGUGCUUUCAAAACUUCCCAACAAAGUGUUGGACUCUAAUGGAGAUGAUUCGCCAAAUAUGUUGAGCAGCCCAAUCAAAGUUAGGAAGCAAGACUCCCAAAUUGAUACAGGAAUCCUUGGUGAUCAGUCAGGAUGGGGAGGCUCGAGCUCAAUGGACAAAAAGGAUGAAGUAUUUGACUGGUCGCAACCUGCAAGCAAACCUAAGGAAGAGGAGCUCACAUUUGAUUGGUCUCAGCCUACCUCUCGCUUUGAGGAAGAACCGCUAGAUCUAGGAUUCGGAAAAGAUGAUGACGAGGAAGAUCUGGACGAGAGCGACGAUGAAAAGAAAAAGAAGGCAGAACCGAAACCGUCCACCACAGAUACCCUGGAAGAUGAAGCGGAGAGAGACCAGGAACUGAACAUUCCUCUGGACAUUAUGGCCCAGCAGCUGAAAUUUGUUGCUUGUCUAAAAAUUUUAAUGGAAGAACUUUCGACGCUAGCCACUGGUUUUGAAGUUGAUGGAGGUCAACUUAGGUACCAGCUGUACCUGUGGCUGGAGAGGGAAGUGGAGGCCUUGCGUCAACUUUGCAGCUACAGUGCUGGAGAGAAUGAUAUAGCAUCUGCAGAUGAGCUUUUGCUUGAAGAAUCCAAAGACGUGAAUUACACAACCACACCAUUCAAGGCUGGAGAAAAGCCGACAUUGCAUGAAAUAUUGAUGGCGGAGAAAUUGGACUUUGAGGCCAAAGUGCAGAGAGCUGCAAAGCGAAAAAAGUGGCUUAAAGCCAAUGAAACUUUGCUCCGAACUCUUUUGAGCUACUGCAGUCUGCACGGGGCGAGCGGAGGCGGUUUGGCCUCCGUCAGGAUGGAGCUUGUGCUUCUCCUGCAAGAAUUGCAGCAAGAGAAGACUCAGCAGCAACUUUUGUCUCCACUGCCCUUCCCAACAACUUUGCCUCUCUUGUCCGCCAGUGUGGCUUGUAACAAAACAGUGGUCGCUGACCCUGUACGCCACCUGCAGGCCAAGACCCAUGACAUGCUCCAGACGAUAAUCGAGCUUCGCUACCCACCAAUGCCCACCCGAAUCCACUUUUCCGAAGUUUUCGUCCUUCGAGAUUUGUCUGUCGCCCUCUCUGCUUGCAUUUAUCAGUCACUGUGCGACUCGGACACUUUCAGCGUCAAGCAGCAACAGGAAGGUAUUGGAAUGGAAACUCUUGCGAGACUGAAUGUUGUCACUCCGAGCAGCCAUUUGAUUGCCGGUCACGGUCGUAGAAGAAGGUACAGCAGUGACGAGCCUCUCCAGGUUACAACUCACCCUAGCAAAUGGCCAGGUGUCACAAACUUGAGAGCUUUGCUGGCUCGAGAAAAAGACGAAGACACGCCUAAAUUGAACAUACUACUUUGUGAGGCCUUCAUUGCAACGUACAUGAGUCUGGUGGUUUAUGCCAUGUCCACUUGUGACUGCAACAUCCUCUUCAGGUUGGUUGGACAGACUUUCUGUAACCAAACGUGGGCCUCUCUUUACGGAGGAGGAGUGAAGAAGCUUCUCCGAGUUGCUACAUCACAACCUGUAUCUCAGCAGCAGUCGCAGGGGAGCAUAGACAAAGAGGCGCCCCCCAGCACAGACACUGCUGGUGCAAUGUGGAAUGCAGUGACCAAUCUGACGAAGCAGCGAGUGCGACUCAACAUGAAGCUCCUGGGCCAGUUCGGCAGCCAAUCGGGCGCUGUGCCCAUGAAAGAGGACAGACCAACAUACAGGGAGCAAUUUGUUCCUCCUGAAAUGUCAAUGGUGUCCUAUUUCCUGAUCAAACCGCAAUCACCAGUGGACGCGGACUUCAUUGAUUACGACUCGGCAGAUUCUGCAGAGAGUGAAAUGGAGGAAGAGGAGGAGGAUGUCUUUGAUGAUUCAACCACCGGCAAUGAGAGGGAGGACAAGGACAACACAGAACACUCCAAUCCAAACAGUUAUGCCUGGUGUGUUUUACGACUUGCCAUCACUACCCUUGUGCAGCAUCAGCUAAAGGACUUCCUCAAUGUUGCUGGCAUUGAAUUGCAAGAACUUCCUGUGAGCAGUCCUCUAAUCCACGCUGUUUUGCGAGUUGUCUACCACUGGGUCGAAGUUCUCAAGGAAGACCUAGAAAGCAAAGGUGCCUCUCCAUCAGACUUUAUUCCAGGCUGUUUUGUUGACUCGAACACUACCUCUGGCCCAGCCAUCCACAAGUACAGAUCUCUCCUUGAAAAGUUCAACACCCCGUUCCAUCCGAAGCAACCUGCUGCUGCCCCUGCAAGACGCCUUUGGAGCUUCUUAGUGCGCCAAGAAGAGGUGCAGGACAUUUUCAUCCGAGCCGUUUUUGGUAAGAAGCGGAUGAUGACGCAAAUUUUGUCUGGUGAGCCCAUGAUGAGGCAGGAAGACGGAGCACCUGACUUCCACCAUUUGGCCUUGCCCGAACCAGUUCGCAUCAUCCACAAGGACCAGGACUCGAUCUCAUCGUUCUGCCUCAACGAGGUGGCCAAUGGAUUGUUGGCUCUGGCAACGCCCAAAGAAUUGCAGGAAAUGGACAUUUCCCUUCUGCUCGAGUCUCCUGCGUGGCUAGAAGAUGAAUGUGAAUUUGACAUAGUGAAUUUAUCAAAGGAACCUGAGCUGAUGCCAGCAACCAGCUUUUUAGUCAUUCAAACAGCCAGCGACAGGCCUCUGUUGUCACAGGUCUCACCGAAUAACACGGCCAACAAUUCGAGCACCUACGGUUCGUCGCCUGCAAACCAAGGAGGCAUGGCAGGCCAAACUGGAAGAGGAGCCUCAGUGAUGAAGGGGCUCAACUUCCCUGGGUCACACAACCCGCGCUUCUGUCAGUUUGUGAUUGACCGUAGCAGACACAUGCUGAAGCCGGUGAACAAACACAAAAUUGAUGGUAUACGAAGAAUGAGUGCCCACCCUCUGAUGCCAGUUUACCUGAGUGGUUCGCAAGACGGAUCUGUGCAAAUGUGGGAAUGGGGUCACACACAGCCAGUGGCGACUCCACGACCACCAGGCACGUUUGCCAAAGUUACCCGAGUGCGAUUCAGUCAGCACGGAAACAAAUUCGGCGUGGCCGACGGAGACGGCAACGUCAGUCUGUGGCAAGUGGGAAUCGCAUCGACCGUCACAAGGCCAUUCUUUAACUACCAGUGUCACAACAAGCUGACCAGUGACUUUGUGUUCCUUGGCUCCUGCAGUUUACUUGCCACCGCUGGUCACAGUUCAGAAAGCAAAAAUGUGGCACUCUGGGACUCGCUGCUGCCACAGAAAAAGGCUCUUGUUACUUCUUUCACUUGUCACGACCAAGGAGCCACAAGCAUAAUUUACGCACCUCAACACCAGGCCAUCAUCUCUGCUGGCAAGAAGGGUGACAUCUGCAUCUUUGACGUCAGACAGCGGCAGCUGAGGCAAAGAUUCUUGGGACACGAGUCAACCGUCAAGUGCUUGGCUCUUGAUCCCAACGAGGAGUUCUUUGUCACUGGCUCAGCAGACGGAGACAUAAAGGUGUGGAGCAUGUCCACUCUGCAACCGUACUUUAUGUUCCCCGGAGAGCACGCGCGCUCGAGCUUCUUCAAAAAUAUUGGCCAAGGCGUGACGCAGCUGCACAUUGACUCGAGUUCACGGCUCUUCUCGUGUGGCGCCGACGGCUCGAUGAAAGUGCGCCAACUGCCCGACAGAGACUUGGUUGUGCAGUCCAUCUAUUAAGUGCACGCUUGUAGCCCUGACUCGUGCACUUACUCUUUCGACAAUAUUUAUCUCGACUCAAUUAUUUGUUCCGAAUCAAUUCCGUAGCUAGACUGGGAUCAACAUGUUGUUGAAUUCGGCCUUGGAGUCCUUUUUUUGAAUUUUUUUUGUCCUUUUGUGGGAGGCAUUUAGGAAAUACAGUUGAUCCGAUGACAGAUUUCGCAUAAAAUUUCCUUUCUUAUACUUACUGAAAUGUCUCGGACUCUGCUCUUGUUGCUCUAUAUUGUUCAACGUGUCUUUCAAAUGAGAUGAAAAAAAAGUUGUGCCGCAAAAUAGUUCAGUCAGUUGCUAAGAAAUAUAUUGUCUGUUAUAAUUCAUGAAUAUUAAUUAUUAAUCAAACUUGCAUUUUAACCGAAAUUAUGAAUAAGAUAAAAUUGUGGUUUUUACGUGUCAAAAAUCGAGCUUUGUUGCUUGAUCGAUUUUGAAUCGGCAAAGUAUAUAAAUCAAGAUGAAAUUAAUAUAUAUUUCAAUAUUAUAUACAAAAAAAAUUGGCCUGCGGUAUUUAAUGAACAAAGAAUUAUGAAAAUCGUUUGUCUGGGUGUAAAUCGACAAUAUUAAAUUUUAAGCAACUUUUUCUUUAAAAUUCAUUUCUUGUGUUCGGAUCAAAUUUAAAUCUUGUGCGACGAAAGAGAAAAUUAACCUAAAAAAACGCGGUCACUUUGGUAUAUUGUCCCAAUUGCAACAUUUCCAUUAGCAAUAUUACACUGGAAAAAUUUAAACUUUAGAAGUUACUGUAGUCGGAUCUAGUGUGUAAGAUAAAAUAUGGAACCUGAUAUUCCACAGGCAAAAAUUGUAAAAAUCGCCUCGUUAUCUAAAUAAGAUAAAUUAUGAUAUUUAUAAAACUGAAAGUUAAAAAAAAUGUACCAUCACGUGUAAAAGAAAAAACGUAUUCAUAUUACAAGAGUUAUGCAGUUGGAAAAAAGCAGAUUUUCCUCUAGUCGCAGCAGUCAUUGCGUACAUCACGUAUUUUUUGCUUGUACAGUUUUUUUCUUUAAAAAAUGCGCGUAGGUCAAAAUACUUUUGCUAAUUAUUUUUGUGUUGUCACAUUCCCAGCGCAUUAUGUUUGGAAAAUGUACGAUAUUUUAGAAUUUGAGGUUUCAAAGGAAUUGUUAUUUUUGUUAUGUUAAUUUUAUGAAUAAUUAUGUAGCUGUAAUGUAAGGAGCUGAAAUUUGAACACGAUCAGUGCUGUUUUCUCUCCCUACCGCCGCCCUAUCCAUUGUGAUAUUUCUGUCUGUUUGCAUGGCUAUUUAAUUCAACUUUUAUUCAGCUCGUCAUUCACAACAAUUAUACUCUAGAAAUUCGAAGUAACCAUAGCUUUGGCAAUGUACAGCUCCCUAUGGUUCUUAUUAUCGAAGCCGAGUAAAUUAUUAUUCCGUAAAUAUUGCAAGAUGUUCAAACAACAUAUAUUAAUAAAAUGAGAGUAUCCACAGA